Messenger RNA from Teleopsis dalmanni, 1730 nucleotides. RefSeq names its product probable cytochrome P450 6d5. The transcript is spliced from 6 exons. The coding region runs from base 116 to 1645 and encodes 509 amino acids. Gene Ontology annotation, molecular function: oxidoreductase activity, acting on paired donors, with incorporation or reduction of molecular oxygen; heme binding; monooxygenase activity. NCBI's taxonomy places the organism in Eukaryota, Metazoa, Arthropoda, Insecta, Diptera, Diopsidae. The record is from RefSeq and is a predicted model, not a curated record.
UUAUAAAAACGUACAGUAUUACUGGGGUAUAUCAAUGAAUAUUGUUUUAGUAUCUAACAAACAGGCGAAGUGUUUGGAACUUGUGGUUACUUUAAAUGGUUAGAGAUUUUUUAAAAUGCUGCUUUUAUUGUUAUUUGCCGCGUCAACUCUAUUAGUUGUCUACCUCAGAUGGAAUUAUACACAUUGGCAACGUAAAGGAUUUCCCUACAUUGAGGCAAAAACCCCAUUAGGCGUGUUGUAUUCCGUUGUAAAACGCCAACGUUCUUUUGGGAUGGCGAUAUAUGACGCUUACAAAAGCUCAAAGGAAAAAGUUGUAGGAAUUUACUUAUUAACCCGCCCUGCCUUACUUGUACGAGAUGCACAAUUAGCACGUGAUGUAAUGACUAAGGACUUCAAUAGUUUUCACGAUCGUGGCGUUUAUGUAGAUGAAGAGAAGAAUCCAAUGUCAGCUACUUUAUUUGCCUUAAAGGGAUCAAAGUGGAAAACUUUACGUACAAAAUUAGCACCUUCUUUCACUUCAGGAAAAUUAAAAGGCAUGUUUGGUACCAUAGAGGAAACAUCAUAUAGAAUGAUUAAUCAUUUGAACAACAUUUUACCUGAUAAUGGAUCUGCUGAAGUGGAAUUAAAAGAAAUUUCUUCAACUUACGCUGUUGAUAUAAUUGCUUCAGUUAUAUUUGGUUUAGAAACAAAUAGUUUUGAAGACCCGAAUAAUUUGUUCUAUAGUGUGAGCUAUACAGCUAAUCAACCGACAUUUAAAAGUGUUUUAAGAGGUACUUGCUCAGUCUUAUAUCCAAACUUAGAAAAGUUUUUUGUAAUGUUGGGUUGUCGUGACGAAGCAUCAGAAACAAUGAAGGAUAUCGCACGUAAAACUAUUGAAUAUAGAGAAAAUAAUAAUGUUAUUCGUCGAGAUAUGCUUCAAUUAUUACUACAACUCCGCAAUGCUGGCAAGAUAAAUACAGACGAUAAUGAAUGGUCCGUUGAAACAGCAGCAGAUGCUUUUAAAUCCAUGUCUGUGGAAAUGAUAGCUGCGCAAUUGUUCAUCUUCUAUUUGGGUGGUUUUGAUACAACAUCAUCUGUAAUUUCUUUUACAAUUUACGAACUAUCACAAUAUCCAGAACUUUUAGCAAAAGCUAACAGAGAAGUGGAGGAAACAUUAGCGAAGUAUGAAGGCAAACUGAGUUAUGAAUGUCUACAGGAUAUGAAAUUCUUAGAUUUGUGUCUUAUGGAAACUGUACGUAAAUAUCCUGGAUUACCCAUAUUAAAUCGUGAGUGUACAGAAGAUUAUCAAAUACCAAAUUCAAAAAUGGUCAUUAAGAAAGGAACUGGAAUAAUUAUUUCUCUAUUUGGUAUACAUCGUGAUCCAGAGUAUUUUCCUGAUCCAUUGCGAUAUGAUCCAGAACGGUUUUUAGAAGAAAACAUGAACUACAAUCCUGUCGGUUAUAUGCCUUUCGGCGAAGGACCUCAUCAUUGCAUUGCUCAACGCAUGGGUAAAUUAAAUGCCAAAGUGGCCAUUGCUCAAAUAUUAACAAAUUUUGAAAUUGAAAUAAGAGAUAAACCUACCGAAAUUGAAGUCGAUAAUUAUAGUGUAGUCUUAGUUGCUAAAGGUGGUAUAAAUGUACGUUUAUCAAAAAAAAAAAUAAAUUGAAAAGAAAAUAAUAAUAUAAAAAAAACAUUUAAAUUGAUCUUCUGUAAUUAUGAAAUGUGUUUUCGGUUGAAUAUUGAUAAUAAAU